GCGUGCCAAAGCAGAGCAAGCAACGUGGGCGUGGACGUUGCCACCAACGUCAACGCGCGUCCUAACGUGGGCGUUCUUCUACGUCAAUACGUUAAGCUUUACGACAUUUUUGUGCUGCAUACGAGCAGAAGGAGCCGCCGUUGUGCCUGUUGCGCGCGCGUUUAAAAUCAAAUUCAAAUUGAAAAUUGCAAACAUUUUUCCAUUUUUUGUUCAGUGCCCGCACCACACACAGUCAAGUGCAAUUGAAAAUGCAAUCGCAGGCGAACUGGUGCCAGUUAAUACGAUACUGUCGGCUCUAGCCCGCUGCUGGCGAUGUCUAGCAGCAGCAGCAGCAACACCAGCGCCGCCGCCGCCGCCGCCCAACGGGCAGCUGCCUACAAGGCGUUGCUCGAUUAUUAUGCCAACACAAGCAGCGCUGCCAGCCACAUAGUCUCGCUCACGCUGGGCACGAUCAACGACACGCUCAGUGGCAACAACAGCAGCAGCAGCCAUAGCAACAGCAGCAGUUUCAGCUAUGAGGAGGACGCGCUGGCCGCCAGCAACUAUAAUGUGAUCACCGAGAGCAUUGCUGCUACAGAUGUGGCGGCCACUGUAGCAAGCACCAGCACCAGCAGUGCUACCGAAAUGCCUGUUUGGCUUAUACCCAGCUAUAGUGUGAUCCUUUUGUGCGCCGUGCUGGGCAAUCUGCUGGUCAUAUCCACAUUGGUACAGAAUCGACGCAUGCGCACAAUAACGAAUCUAUUUCUGCUAAAUCUGGCCAUAUCGGAUAUGUUGCUGGGCGUGCUCUGCAUGCCAGUGACACUCGUGGGCACGCUCUUGCGUAAUUUCAUCUUUGGCGAGUUUCUCUGCAAGCUCAUACAGUUUGCCCAGGCUGCCUCAGUGGCUGUCUCAUCCUGGACAUUGGUGGCCAUCAGCUGUGAGCGCUAUUAUGCCAUUUGUCAUCCUUUGCGCUCGCGCUCGUGGCAGACAAUAAGCCAUGCGUACAAGAUAAUCGGCUUUAUUUGGCUGGGCGGCAUACUCUGCAUGACGCCCAUUGCCGUUUUCAGCCAAUUGAUACCCACGAGUAGGCCGGGAUAUUGCAAGUGCCGCGAUAUUUGGCCAGAUCAGGGCUACGAGCGUAUGUACAAUAUAUUGCUGGACUUGAUACUGCUGGUGCUGCCGCUGCUGGUGCUCUGCUUUGCCUAUAUACUCAUCACGCGCACCCUCUACGUGGGCAUGGGCGUUGGCAAGGAUGCGGCCAGAGUGGCGCUGCCGGUGCAGAUACAGGUGCCGCCUGCAGCGACGACUGCCAUGGCUGCCACUGCCACUGCCACUGCCACGCCCGGUGGUGGCAGCAGCAGCAGCUGUGUGCUUGUGCUAAAUGUAACCACGGAAUAUAAUGCUGAGAGCAGCAACAACAAUAACGGAGCAACAAAUGCCACAGCGGCAACAGCAACUGCAACAACGACAACGACAUCAUCAUCAACAACAACAACAACGACAACAGCAACUACAACAACGACAACAACGGUGGCAUUGGCUAAGCUGCCAGCAUCCUCGCCCAGUCUGCGGCUCCAUGAUGCUGCUUUACGUAGAUCGAACGAGGCCAAAACGCUGGAGAGCAAGAAGCGCGUGGUGAAGAUGCUGUUCGUGCUGGUGCUGGAGUUCUUCAUCUGCUGGACACCGCUGUAUGUGAUCAACACGCUGAGCAUGUUCAUCGGCCAGGCGCUGUACGAGUAUAUAGACUACACAACGAUCAGUUUUCUGCAGCUGCUGGCCUACAGCUCCAGCUGCUGCAAUCCCAUCACCUACUGCUUCAUGAACGCCAGUUUCCGACGCGCCUUUGUGGACACAUUCAAGGGCUUGCCCUGGCAUAGACGCAACGCAGCUGCCGGCACGCUCUCCACGGCGAGUCAGGCGGGCGCUUGUGCAGUGGGUGGCGUCAUCGGCGGCGGCGGCUUAAGCACAGCGGGCGGCAUUACAAAUGCCCAUGCGCCCGGACUGGCGCUGGGCAUGGAUACAUGGCGCACGCGCUCGCGCCAUGAGCAACUGCUCAACUCGGUGGUUUAUACAAACAGCGCCGCCGCAACGGAGAGUCCACAGCUGUAAAUCAGCUUGCUGGCUGAGAU
This is a messenger RNA of Drosophila busckii, 2108 nucleotides long. It is a transcript of the gene CCKLR-17D3, whose product is annotated as cholecystokinin receptor type A. The transcript is spliced from 5 exons. Gene Ontology annotation, biological process: neuropeptide signaling pathway. The record is from RefSeq and is a predicted model, not a curated record. The coding region runs from base 313 to 2088 and encodes 591 amino acids. Lineage: Eukaryota; Metazoa; Arthropoda; Insecta; Diptera; Drosophilidae. Gene Ontology annotation, cellular component: membrane. Gene Ontology annotation, molecular function: gastrin receptor activity; neuropeptide receptor activity.